Erigeron canadensis is the source of this 2349-nucleotide messenger RNA. RefSeq names its product cilia- and flagella-associated protein 251-like. Bases 138 to 2201 code for a protein of 687 amino acids. The record is from RefSeq and is a predicted model, not a curated record. Lineage: Eukaryota; Viridiplantae; Streptophyta; Magnoliopsida; Asterales; Asteraceae. The transcript has 3 exons.
UUCUUUUUUCUUUACAAAGGCCACUUCUCUAGCACUCUCUCUCAACUACAACCAUAUCCAACAAACACUUCCUAACAACCAAAACACCAGUUUCAAGAAUCACAAAAAAACAUUCACUUUACACCCACAAUUCUAGGAUGGAAGAUCCCCCUCGUAAACAGGACAAAAAAAACAACAAAAAAACAUUUCCGGUGACACUUAACGUUGGUGCCGGUGCCGGCAGUUUUGGAAUAGGUGGUGUUUUGUUGUUGGGUGGAGCUUUAGUGACUGCUACCAUUUUCUCCGCCUUUGCUUUCAAAAAAAGAAAACAACAUCGAUCAUCGUCGGAAAAUAGUGACAAGAACAUGUCACAGGAGACAAAGACUGGUGAUGGUUCACACCAUAUGAACUUGAUGAUGAAGAGUAAUAAAGAUUUUUUGGUUGACCCGGAUAUACAUAAUCCAAGUGAUGGGUUGACUAGCAUGAAGGAGAUGCAGACUGAAGAUAUUCAAGAUUUGGUUGUGAAUGAAAAGCAUGAUUAUGAAAAAGAGGAUGAUGGGCAAUUGGACUCUGGAGAUGGUAAUGAAGGCGUUAUCUGUUCGGUGGUUGGUGAAGACCAAAAAGGCACAUCGAGUUAUGUUGAUUCUGUUUUUGAAAAUGGAGAACUUGAUUGUGAAGAAGAGGUAAUUAUGGAAGCUCGGAAUGAAGAUGAUUCAAGCAAAGUUUUGCAGAGAGAUGUUGGUGGUGAAGAGCAGAGAUACUUGACGCCAAUUGAUAAUGGAAAAGGUGAACAGAUUGAAGCAAAAUCGUUAGUAUCGGAUGAGGCUAUCACACCAAUAGAAACAUAUGAAGCUAUUGAGGGUGUUGAAGUGGAAGAAUGCUUGGCUAAAGACAUUGCACAAGCACCGGAAGAAGGGAAGGAAGAAGCUAAAGAUCGAGAAACAGUAUUCAUGAAUGAGGAAGCCGCUUGUGUAAAACAGGUUAUAGUAGAUGACAACCCUCAAGUGCAGUUUACUGAAGAACAAGAAAAAGAAAAUGGUUAUGGUGAUGAUGAAAUUAUUGUAGAGAAUUUUGAUGGAGGCUUGAUUAAUGAAACAGGUAAUGCAUAUGAGAUUGUUAGUGAACUAGGAUUUAGCAAAGAGGAGGAAGAAGGAAAAGAAAAAGAAGCGGCAGCAGCAGUUAUUGCUGGUUGUGUGCGUCACGUUAAAGGUCAAAAUGACCAUCAAUUGGAAUUUGUUGAAGAUGAGAAAGAGCAAGAUCACACAACAGUAAGAGAAGAUAACCCAACUGCAAAGAAAGUCAAAGAACAGACAAACAUAGAAGAUGGAUCGGUUAAGUUUGAUGAAAGAGAACAGGGGUGUGAAAUGCCACAUGUUCAACUAAUUGAAGCAGCCAAAGUUGAUGAUCAGACCAAAGGAGAAGACAAUCCACCAACGAAUUUAACAAAUAAAGAAGAAAAAGUUGAAGUAACAAUCGAGAAGGUUACUGUAGAUGACUCGACCAAGAAAGAUGAAAUCCCACAUGUUGAAUCCGUUGAAGAAGAUGAAAACGAGGAAGAUGUUACAGUGAAGACUGAAUUAGUUUCAGAUGAAUCAAAAGACUCCUCUGUAAAGUGUAAGCAAGAGGAACCAACACCAGGUGCCCGACCAGUUGAAGGUUGCGAAAAUGAGGAAAAUGUUACAGUGAGGACUGAGGUAGUCCCAGAUGAAUUGGAAGACUCUUAUGUAAAGUCUAUGCGGGAGGAACCAACGCCAUACAUUCAAUCAGUUGAAUGCAAAAACGCCGAGGAAGAUGUUACCACCAAGACUGAGGUAGUUCCAGAUGAGAUAGAAAAAUCCUUUGUAAAGUCUAUGCAGGAGGAGCAAGCACCAGAAGCAAAGACCAGUAACCAGAACAUUGAAGAAAACACGGAGAAAAGUAGGACAAUUUUAGGCAAAGUGCAGAAUGACAGUGACCUUAAUAAUAGUGUAAAAGAAGACGAGGAUAGCAAAAGUGCAUCAAUGUCUGUUAUAGAGCUUGCUAAGGGGAGAAAAGAAGCAUUAGCAAGUGAGCCAUGGAAUCUUAAAUUGCUGACAUGGUCUCUAUUAGUAUCAAUAUGGUGCCUAUGUCAUUGGUAUACUCGGCUGCCGUUCCCUGAACUUAGUCUUGUUUGUAGCUUAUUGUUCAUUUUGAUCUUAUUAGGCUACCGGAACCACACCACAUACUUGGUCAAAUAUGCCUAGAAAUACCAUAUAUUCAGGCCUUCUAGUUUCUUAUGUAAUCUUAAAAUCGGCACUUUAAGAUUCAUACUAGUGCAGCCACUUAUAUGUAAUAAGAGAUUCGUCCAUACAAGUUAUCGAUAUAUAAUAUCCCCCGCCACAUUUUUGAGUA